Molecule: messenger RNA, 612 nt
Organism: Abrus precatorius (Indian licorice)
Lineage: Eukaryota; Viridiplantae; Streptophyta; Magnoliopsida; Fabales; Fabaceae
Product: heme-binding protein 2-like
Exons: 3
Coding region: 1-612 (203 amino acids)
Source: RefSeq, a predicted model, not a curated record
AUGCGAUCUCUCCCUAUUUGUGAGAUUGAUCAUCACAUUCUUUUUCCUAAGGGAUCCAGUCCAGUAAAUGUUGAGCCUUAUCAGUAUCCUUACUUCCAGGAGCAUGAGAUUGAGAGACAACCAGUAGAAUCAGGCAAUGACUUUGAAAUUCGACGCUAUGAAUCCAUUGUGUUGAUCUCAAAUUCCCCUGUUCAAGGCGAUUCUUUGGUAGGAGCUACAAGAACUGGCGUCGAAAGGCUAUUUAGUUAUAUUCAUGGUAAUAACAGCCGAAAGGAACAGAUCGAGAUGACUGCACCAGUGAUCACUGAAGUCGCAACGGGUAAUGUCUCCGCAUUUAUUGUGAGCUUCUAUUUGCCGAAAGCAAACCAAGAAAACCCACCUUCUGCAGAGGGUCUCAGAGGUGUAAGAUUGAAGAGUGUAUAUGCAGCAAUUAGACAGUUUGGUGGAUUUGUGACUGAUUCAAAUGUUGAGAAGGAAGUUGCAGCCUUAAGCGCUAGUCUUUCUGGCACCAAGUGGUCUUCUGCCAUUCAGAAAGGAGGUUAUGCCGUGGGACAAUAUAAUUACCCUUUUAAAUUGAUUAAUAGGGUGAAUGAGAUAUGGUUCUUGCUUUAA